This is a messenger RNA of Physcomitrium patens, 1862 nucleotides long. NCBI's taxonomy places the organism in Eukaryota, Viridiplantae, Streptophyta, Bryopsida, Funariales, Funariaceae. The record is from RefSeq and is a predicted model, not a curated record.
GGAUUUGAUGUUAUGGUUGCUGUAUGUACUCUUUAUUUUUUUUUUAAUAGAAUCUGUUGCAAGCAGCAGAAAGACGCGGCUUGCUUCAACCUAUGAUGAGAGUUUUGCGAAAUUUUGUCGAAUUUGAGUGCCUUGUUGCGGAGAGUUCAGUCGUUGUCCAUCACGAGUUUUUCUCGCUUAGAUUGUUAUUGUAGUAGCAUUGCGAUCGAGUAAGAAAGUAGAAAUUUCACCUAAUUGUUGCAUUGUUGUGGAGUGUGAGGGACAGUAAUGACGGACAAUAGCCCAGACAUGAAUCAGGUGCACGUCUUCUUCCAUGAGGACAUGCUGAAGCACAACAACGGUUAUGGCGUUUUCGACACUUUCGAAGAUCCAGGGUUUUUAGACGUCCUUGAACCUCACCCAGAAAAUGCUGAUCGCAUCCGCAACAUUCGAUCUAUUCUGCAGCGAGGACCCAUUGCGCCUUUCAUUACAUGGCACGAGGGACGGCCAUGCGAAAUUGAAAGCUUAGAGAGGUUUCAUACCCCAGAGUACAUUAAAGAGCUUAUCGAUGCUGAUUCGGCCGGGGGGGAAAUUAUUUGCGCGGGCACGCGCCUGCAUCCUGGGUCGUGGGCUGCGGCUCUCCUGGCUGCAGGGUCAGCACAACAAGCGAUGCAAUACCUCCUCGAUGGCCAUGGCCAGCUCGCAUACGCCUUGGUACGACCCCCUGGUCACCAUGCGCAGCCCACACAGGCUGAUGGUUACUGUUUUCUUAACAAUGCUGGAAUCGCAGUGGAGCUCGCAGUUCAUCAGGGAUGCAAGCGAGUGGUAGUGCUUGAUAUUGACGUACACUACGGCAAUGGCACUGCCGAGGGGUUUUACUCCAGAAAAGACGUGUACACCAUUUCUCUUCACAUGAAUCACGGCUCGUGGGGACCCUCUCAUCCUCAGACGGGGCUGACAGACGAAUGCGGGGAAGGACUAGGUAAGGGAUUCAACUUGAACAUACCUUUACCUAAUGGGACCGGAAACAAGGGUUACGAGCAUGCCAUGACCGAGUUAGUGGUUCCAGCUAUGGCGGAAUUCAAGCCCGAGAUGAUCGUUUUGACUGUAGGUCAAGACUCGAGUGAGUUUGAUCCGAAUGGGAGGAUGUGCUUGACGAUGGAGGGCUAUCGCCGGAUCGGCCAAAUUGUGAGGGAGUUCGCCGAUGAGUAUUCUGGCGGUCGUGUGCUUGUUGUCCAGGAAGGAGGAUAUCAUGUAUCAUAUUCGGCGUACUGCGUCCAUGCGACAUUGGAAGGUCUCCUUGAUCUGCCAACACCACUGCUCGCGGAUCCAAUUGGGUACUAUCCAGAGGACCAAUCUUACUCCACAGCAAGGGUUGCAGAGAUAAAGAGAAAGUUGAAAGGGUUGAAACGAGAGAGGAACGAGGAGAAGUAAAUUCGAAGCAGGUAGCACUCAUCUGAUGAAGUUUGAGAUAACAUCAAUAGUUGCUUGAAAUCUUCAGUGCAAACUCAAGAAGAGCCACCCCGCAGAUACUUUUUGACUGAUGGAGAUUGAUGUUUUAGAAAGACGUUUCUUCGAAUUCUCACAACGCAGUAAGAGUUUCAGCUGAAAACAAUCGUGGAGGUUUCUUUCCAACUUUCUAUUGUGGUGUAUCUACAUUAAGUCAUAGAAGUAGAAACGAAAAUGUCUAGUUUGACUGGAAAAUGAUCCUGAAUGUUAGACCUCUCUACUGUGGAUCUGUUUGGAGGUAAUCCCCUUUUUUUUAUCCGCCCUUAAACGUGUGACUGAUCACGUAAAGGUUAAUGGGUUUAAAAAUUGAUUAUCAACAGAAUUUCUAGAAUUAAAUCUAAUGCAACUAAUCAAGCAGAAGCAUUUACUGAUGA